This is a messenger RNA of Asparagus officinalis (garden asparagus), 1820 nucleotides long. RefSeq lists its product as uncharacterized. The coding region runs from base 788 to 1480 and encodes 230 amino acids. The transcript has 3 exons. The record is from RefSeq and is a predicted model, not a curated record. NCBI's taxonomy places the organism in Eukaryota, Viridiplantae, Streptophyta, Magnoliopsida, Asparagales, Asparagaceae.
AUUGAGUAGUUUCUGUAUGAACUCUGUGAGGAUAAGUCGUAGCUCUUGCUUGUUGGAGCAUUUGCUUUUAGCCUUUUAUGAUAUAUCAGACAGCCUAAACUCUGCUCUGGUACCCAUGGCAAUCUUCUUGUAAGUUCACCUCUUUCUUCAUAACUCAAAACAUGUAAAAGAGUUUGAUGUUUUAUUCUACUGGUAUGAACAUAAAUUAAAUGAUCUAGAAACAUUAAUGAAACUGGCGCAUCUCUUAAGGAGUUGUUAAUAUAGUAGUUGUUGUGUUAUCUGCUUAGUUCAAAAUGCUAAUUUGAAGGAAAGUUUUCUUUGUAGGUCAAUGGUUGCUAGAAUUGUCACAAAUUCCUGAAAUCACAGAGGUUCCAAGCUUCAGUGAGAAUGCUAAGUGUUAUUUGGAGGAUAUUAUUAGAAACUUUAGUAAAGAUGAUGCGUUGGAAGUGAAAUUUUUUGAAAAAGCGACUGACCAUUAUGUUAAAGCAGUCGAGUACUUCUUGAAACAGAGAUGUCAAUCCAAUACAGAGAUUGCUGAGGUACUGUAAAUUUUCCAUUUUGCAUGUACAUCAGAGGAUAUAAAUAAUUAGGCCCAUGCUUUGGCACUAAAGGGAGCAUUCAACACUGUCAUAUUCCUGGUCAUGAUUGAGUUGGUGAAAGCAUAUCCAACCUGGCAAAGGAAAAUUCUCAUAUACCCUUGUCGUCUCGCACCCGUGGACAGAAAUGGAACAAGACGGGAGUUCUAGUGGUAGUGAAGUACAAGAGGACAAAUGUCCGCUUUGAAAAUAUGUUACCAAAUUGGAGAAAAGGGGGAGAACGGCAGGAGGAAAUCAGAGAUGAAGAUGUAAUUAUUGCAGAGAUGAUUUUACCGGUUCACACUUCACACUCAAGAGUUAAAAAUCAUCUCUUGAGGAUAAGCGGGACUGGAAUUAAGAUGUGUUCCAAGUCAACACCCGAAAACCUAAGGGAGUUUCAGAGGACGUUGGAUCAAGCAGAGGCGAGGUUGAGGGCUUCUAAGCCUAAGAUGCCAAUUUUGCCUACAUCUUCGACUGCAAGUACGAUCGAUGUAGGUGGAAGUGCAAGCAUGCCGAUUGGUGCAGGUGAAUCUAAGAGGAGGAGGGGGUUUAAUACCGUGAAACAAGCAUUCAAUAUGGGAGCAAUAGAGGAAUUGGAUGCAUUGAUUGGUAGGAUGUUCUACACCGGGGGACUGUCCUUCAACUUGACAAGAAAUUCAUAUUAUGUCAAGGCUUUUGCAUAUACCGCAAGCAAUCCAAUCUCUGGCUACAAGCCUCUCGGUUACAAUUCCAUGAGGACCACUAUCUUACAACGUGAGAAAACUCACGUAGAGAGAUUGAUGGAGCCCAUCAGGGGCACAUGUCAACAGAAGGGGGUCUCCAUUUAUAGUGAUGGGUGGGCGGAUGCACAAGGAGGCCCAUCAUCAAUUUUAUGGUGGUAUGUGAGGGUAAGACAAUGUUCUUGAAUGCCGUGAAUGCUGAGGGAGAAGUCAAGAAUAAGUAUUUUAUCCAAGCACAGCUAAAAAAGUGCAUCACAGAGGUGAGAUCUAAAAAUAUCAUCCAAAUCAUAACCGAUAAUGCUUCGGCAUGCAAGACCGCGGGAGGGCUUGUGGAGGGCACCUGACCUCACAUAUUUUGAACUCCUUGUGUAGUCCAUACACUCAAUCUUGCUAUCAAGAAUAUUUGUGCGGCUAAGAACACAAGCAAAUUCCGUGGCUUAUGCACAAUUACAUUGGAUUACAGAGAUCUCCGAUGAUGCAUUAUUUAUGAAGAAUUUUAUCAUGAAUCACUCUAUGCGGCUUUCCA